Fonsecaea multimorphosa CBS 102226 is the source of this 726-nucleotide messenger RNA. RefSeq lists its product as uncharacterized. Gene Ontology annotation, molecular function: sugar-phosphatase activity; beta-phosphoglucomutase activity. The record is from RefSeq and is a predicted model, not a curated record. The transcript has 3 exons. NCBI's taxonomy places the organism in Eukaryota, Fungi, Ascomycota, Eurotiomycetes, Chaetothyriales, Herpotrichiellaceae. The coding region runs from base 1 to 726 and encodes 241 amino acids.
AUGGGCUCAGUCGAACAACCUGAUUUUUCCGCGCCACCGGAGGUCGCCUCAGCUAGAGGACUCCUGUUGGAUUUUGAUGGAACAAUCAUCGACAGCACAGCAGCCAUCAUCAAGCACUGGCACAAGCAAGGUGAAAUAAUGGGUGUUGAUCCCAACAUUAUCCUUGCCAGCUCGCACGGAAGGAGAAGCAUCGAUGUCUUCAAGAUGUACGACCCUUCCAAAGCAAAUUGGGAAUACAUAAUCCAUCAAGAGAGCCUCAUCCCCGAGGAGUUCGGUCAAGAUGCCGUCGAGAUCCCUGGUGCUCGCAAACUUUUGGCAAGUCUGGACGAGGUGAACAUUCCCUGGGCAGUCGUCACGUCGGGAACGAGGGGCCUGGUGAAAGGCUGGAUCGAGGUGCUGAAACUUGCCCAUCCACGCACAAUGGUUGUGGCAGAGGAUGUCGAAAACGGCAAACCCGAUCCGACUUGCUAUUUACUUGGUCGGCAACGCUUGAGACUACCUGAAACUGCUGAAAUGAUUGUCUUCGAAGAUGCUCCGGCGGGAGUUCGCGCAGGAAAAACGGCCGGGUUCAAGGUCAUAGGAUUGGCCACCACCCAUACAGUUGGUCAGUUGAAAGAAGCCGGAGCGGAUUGGAUCGUGGAAGAUCUGAGAAGUGUCAAAGUGAAGGACUUCAAAGAUGGCGUGGUGCAGGUUGAGAUCAUCAAUGGACUGGUCGGUGCCUCUUAA